Hibiscus syriacus is the source of this 1384-nucleotide messenger RNA. RefSeq names its product telomere repeat-binding factor 2-like. The transcript has 7 exons. Gene Ontology annotation, molecular function: double-stranded telomeric DNA binding. Gene Ontology annotation, cellular component: nucleosome. Gene Ontology annotation, biological process: nucleosome assembly. The record is from RefSeq and is a predicted model, not a curated record. Bases 158 to 1039 code for a protein of 293 amino acids. Lineage: Eukaryota; Viridiplantae; Streptophyta; Magnoliopsida; Malvales; Malvaceae.
UAUUCUUACGGACAUAAAACUAAAGCAAUCUCUCUUACAUGUUUUUUUUCCUUAUUCACUGCUUUGUUUUGUAAGAAAUAAUUUCGUAACAAAAGCCCGAUACUCUGCGCGUGAUCUCUUCCUCCCUUCCUGCGUUUCUCCGAUCAGGAAUUUGUUGAUGGGUGCCCCUAAGCAGAAAUGGACAGCAGAAGAAGAAGCUGCCCUCAAGGCAGGAGUUCUCAAACAUGGAACUGGAAAAUGGCGCAAUAUACUUUCAGAUCCUGAGUUUAGUUCGGUCCUGCGUUCACGCUCAAACGUGGAUCUCAAGGACAAAUGGAGAAAUAUAAAUGCCACGGCCAUAUGGGGGUCAAGGCAGAAGGCCAAGCUUGCUCUUAAAAGAAAUCAGAUGGCUGCUAAACAUGAUGAUAACCACAUGGCGCUUAUCACUGUACCUCCGAGUGAAGAAAUUGUAUAUCCUAAGCCUCUUGCCAUUUAUAGUGGAACGCCGAGGGCAACUGGCUCCAAAAAAUUAAUUUCAAGGUUGGAAAACAUUUUAUUAGAGGCUAUCACUAGUUUGAGAGAGCCUGGUGGUUCUGACAGAGCUUCAAUUGCUUUAUACAUAGAGGAGAAAUAUGCUGCACAGCCAAACCUCAAGAAGCUUUUGGCUACAAAACUAAAGUUGCUGGUAGCAAAUGGGACAUUGACAAAAGUAAAGCAUAAGUAUAGGAUUGCACCACAUUCGACUAUUUCUGAAGCAAGAAGAACUCCUCUGCUUGCUUUGGAAGGAAGGCAGAAGGAUUCUACAAAAGCAGAGAAGAAAGGCAUCAACAACAUUCUUACUAAAACUCAAGUUGAUGCAGAGUUAUCAAAAAUGAAGAGCAUGACUGCAGAAGAGGCUGCUGCGGCUGCCGCACGAGCAGUUGCAGAGGCAGAAGUUGCUAUUGCCGAGGCUGAAAAGGCAGCAAGAGAGGCAGAGGCCGCAGAAGCUGAAGCUGAAGCAGCAAAAAUCUUUGCUAAAGCGGCAGCUAAAGCAUUGAAGUCUAGGAUGCUAGUUACAUGAUGGUGUAGAAGGACACCAUUUCGUCUUAGCUUGUUGCUGGAACCUUGCAUCAGACUUGACAUCUUGCUGGCCUGGUAUAUCAACUAUGAAUCAUGUCUAUUACUGUAAAUAUAUUAGGCUUGUAAAGAAGAAAAUAUGAGAUCAACCCAUGAAGCUGUGCUUCUUUUUGGACGAACAUUUGCUGAGAAGCUUAGAGGUUUAUGUGAUUCUAUAGUUUUAUCUUGAAGUAGAGGGUAUAUAUAUAUAUAGCAAAAGAAAUAGAGAUGGCAUUGUGAUGGCACUCUUGAGAUAUUAUCUGUUAUUUUAUUGGAAGUCCAUCUGAAUAAAUUGAACUACAGUUUUGCA